Drosophila sechellia is the source of this 1346-nucleotide messenger RNA. It is a transcript of the gene Cdc42, whose product is annotated as Cell division cycle 42. Gene Ontology annotation, molecular function: GTPase activity; GTP binding. Lineage: Eukaryota; Metazoa; Arthropoda; Insecta; Diptera; Drosophilidae. The record is from RefSeq and is a predicted model, not a curated record. The transcript is spliced from 3 exons. The coding region runs from base 173 to 748 and encodes 191 amino acids. Gene Ontology annotation, biological process: small GTPase-mediated signal transduction.
GCCGCGCUAGUCACUCGCACGCAAAGAGCUCGCUGGAGAGAGAGAACGCUAACACAAAAGGAAAUAGUAGUUUUCCGUACGUAUCGAGCCCAGCCCAGAAAAGCGGAAAACUAAACCGAUUCGACAGCGGUUGCAAAUUUGAAGUAACUGAGUCAUCACCCCUCUGCACAACAUGCAAACCAUCAAGUGCGUGGUCGUCGGCGACGGAGCCGUGGGUAAGACAUGCCUGCUCAUCUCGUAUACAACCAACAAGUUCCCGUCGGAGUACGUGCCCACGGUGUUCGACAACUAUGCGGUCACCGUGAUGAUCGGCGGCGAGCCCUACACACUGGGCCUGUUCGAUACGGCCGGACAGGAGGACUACGAUCGGCUGCGUCCGCUCUCCUAUCCACAGACGGAUGUCUUCCUGGUCUGCUUUUCGGUGGUCAGUCCCAGUUCCUUCGAGAACGUGAAGGAGAAGUGGGUGCCCGAGAUUACACACCAUUGCCAAAAGACGCCGUUCCUGCUGGUGGGCACACAGAUUGAUUUGCGCGACGAGACCAGCACGCUGGAGAAGCUGGCCAAGAACAAGCAGAAGCCCAUCACCAUGGAGCAGGGCGAGAAGCUGGCCAAGGAGCUGAAGGCCGUCAAGUACGUGGAGUGCUCGGCCUUGACACAGAAGGGCCUGAAAAAUGUAUUCGACGAGGCCAUCCUGGCCGCCCUCGAGCCACCAGAGCCCACAAAGAAAAGGAAGUGCAAAUUCUUAUAAUUCUGCUUUCCCCACACGCGGUAUCCCUUUCAUUCUGGCUUUCUACUAUCGCAAUGACUCCUUCCCAGCCUCCCAUCGUCGAGAAGCAUUCAAUAUAUAGCCAUAUAUAUAUAUAUAUGUAUGUCUUGAUUUACGUUAUUCUGCAAUCGUUUCUGCCGGAGCGCAGUUUAGCCCAGUACUCCAUGAGCUAUUUCUCCUCGCCGCCAUCCAACUCUCUCCAUCUCACACACCGUCUGUGUCUCCCCUUACGUGCGUCCGCGUAUCUGUUUCAGUAGUGUCCGUGCUCCAGCCUUGGAGCUCCAAUUACCCUGUAUUUCGGUCGGUUUCUAUGUUUUGUCCACUGUGACCAGGCGGCUGGGCAGUUGCCCCCAACUUGGGACAGUCUUCCGCCCCACAAGCUUCAGCCCCAAUCCACGCCAGGAUCCAAUCGCAGCCCAUGCACUCCUGUCCAGCAGGUGAAAUCGAAUCGAAACCCAGCCGACUUCAUUCAUUUCUGCUCGCAAACUUGUUUUUGGCGCAAUUUUCGAAUUAAGUAAGGAGAAAAACCACAAUAUCAAUAUAGCGAAAACAAAUGAUUUAUAUAUAAAUAUAUAUAUAU